GGCUUAUUGAGUAUCGAGUUUUCACCCGCGUCGCGCGCAUUCUCCAACCGACUCUCGGAGCAGUUUUUAAAGCUUUCUAGCUUGGUGAAAUUGUUUCAUAAAAGAAGUGAUUUUAGUUUUGUAGUUGAAAAAAAAAAUAAACGAUCAGUUCCUUGACAGAGUAGAUGUGUGUUUAUUUUUCGGCUCACCGUUAAAGACAUUUCAAAAUUGGAUACCAAAAGGAAUAAAAUUCGGGCCGAUGUUCUCACGCACUCGUACCUGCGAAUGAAAUACCGAAGCAGCCUUGGACUGAUUGUGAAGACUCAGUUCAGAACGCUGGUCCAAAUUAAGGAAAGUCCGCACCGGAAACGCGGUUUCGGUGGAGAUAAAGCAUCUUCCAGCUGGGGCGAUCCGGGGUGUCGGCGAUACUGCUGGAGUUGCGAAGUGUGAUAUCAAUUAAGGAAACGUGAUCAAUUUCGAAUGCUUCUCAAUUACUGACACCCGCGGGCAGCCGGAAAUGUAAAUAAAUCGUCCUCAGAGACAAUAGAGAAGCAAUAAAAUAAACUGACAGUGACAAAUAAUAUCGAAGUGCUAUAGAAAGGAACCCAACAAUUGGCAAAUAGCUUAUAAACGAAGCAGUUGCACCGAUUGAUUCGAUACCAUACCAAAUAUUACUGUUAGGUUCAAUAGAGUAUUAUAGCGGAAUGGAAACGUUCAAGAUUGUUGUUUUGAUUGGUUUCGUCGUGACGUCUGUAGCAGCUCGACUGGAAACGGGCCACGAGGAAUGGCCAGAAUGUGGCAGUGAGGAGCUUCUACAUCAGGGCGCAUUUUCGCCAUACGACUAUUCGGCUGUAGGGUUUAUGUUGGUUGUGUCGCUCGGCAUUGGAGUUUUCUACGGAUAUUUCGUUAAGCCUAAAAAAAGUGAUGGCGAUCCUAGUUCAAAUGACUUUUUGCUUGGCUCGGGCAUGACAGUGUUCCCAGUGACGUUGAGUUUGACAACCAGCUUUAUUACCGCCAUCGAAUUGCUUGGGAAUCCAUCGGAGAUGUUUUACAACGGUACGCAGUUCACCUUAAUCGUCAUUUCUGCUUUACUAGUUAUCCCCGUCGCAGUUAAGGUGUUUUACCCCCUGUACUAUAAAAUGGAUUUGACUAGCUGCUACGAGUAUUUGGGAACGCGGUUUAAUAGCAAGCUUCGUGUUUUUGGCGCAAUUCUGUACAUUCUUCAGAUGACUUUCUACACUGCGGUAGCCGUGCUGGCGCCUGCAAUCGCUCUCUCCAAGGCAACAGGUCUGGAUACGCACGUGGCAGUGGUGCUGAUCUACUUUGUCUGCGUGUUCUACUCGUCGCAGGGCGGAAUGAAAGCGGUCGUUAUUGCUGAUACAUUCCAGGCCUGUAUUCUUGCACUCUCUUUAGUUCUGGUGGUUGCCUUCGGUUGGUACUACACGGGAGGCCCGGUAGAGGUGUUUGCACGAGCCCAGGAAAACGGUCGCAUCGAGUUGCUCAAUCUCAGCACCAAUCCGACAACCCGCCAUAGCGUGUACUCCGUGGUAAUCGGUGGCUUUUUCUAUUGGACGUCCCUGUUUUGCACAAACCAAGCCGCAGUUCAGAAAUGUAUGUCAUUAAAAUCGCUCGAAAAAGCGAACAAGGCGAUUUAUCUUUCCAUCAUCGGAUUGGUAUUGGUUUUUCUGUUUAACUUCUACACCGGGUUGAUGACUUUUGCCCAAUACGUCGGAUGCGAUCCCCUGAGAUCAGGUCAAAUCACCGAGAAGGACCAGCUGGUACCGUUCUACGUAAUGGAUGUGCUCGGUCACGUCGAGUCCAUGACGGGCAUUUUUGUCGCCGGUAUCUUCGCCGCCAGUUUGGGAACUGUUGCUGCUGCACUAAACUCACUGUCGGCCGUCACGUGCGAAGACCUGCUCGUCUCCGGACUCGGCAUAAAGAUUCCACCGGAGAAGGGUGCCAUCUAUGCUAAGUGGAUGUCGCUGGGGUACGGAGUGCUAUCCUUCGGACUGGUUUUCGUGGUGGAACGACUCGGUGGCAUUCUGCAAGCAACCCUCACCCUCAACGGUCUGAUUGGCGGUGUGACGCUGGGACUGUUCGCUCUCGGACUGUUCUUCCGUAAUGCCAACAGUAAGGGCGCGUUGUACGGCGGUAUCCUGGCGUUGGCGUUUGUCAUCUACAUUGGAGUUAUGGCGCAAAUCUCUAACGAACCGGUGACCCCGCUGCCAUCGUCGAUUGACGCCUGCAACUGCACGCAUUCAGCGUCGUCGUCGUCAGUUUGGAAUCCGCCGGCAGGGUUGGCUUCCGAUGGCAACGAUAGACCGGUCAGCCUGGCACUGGUUUCACUGGACACCCUGGCCGGAACCCUGGCAAGCGAUUCAGCUUCUGCUGCCACUGGUCGUGAUCAACAGUUUCCCGCUGCUGCGUCUAUAGAAGUGCUGUCCCGCUCCUCGGAAAGUUCUCCGCUGGCUGCUGUCUACCAUAUCAGCUACAUGUGGUACUCGUUCCUGGGGACGUUCCUGACGAUUUUCUUCGGUUUCAUCAUCUCCCUGAUGACGGGCGGGCUGUGCGUGGGGAAGCAGAUGAGCAUCGAUCUACUGCCGACGCUUGGUGAUGCCGUUUACAAACAGGAGGAAAAAUGCACUAAAGCUCAACGGUACAGCAGGUCGGGUGACGAUGUAAACCCCGAAGCUGGAAAGGGAAGAAAAUCAAUUACUAGAGAUGACUCCGUUCGGAUCCAGAUUGCUGCACCGUUGACGAUGAUGAUGAAAACCAAUGUUUCAUUCGAAGAAAGUAAGAAGGUGGAGACGAAGAAGCAGCCACAGGAGGGGACCGAACAGAAGGCAAACGGAAGCGUCCAUGAUGAAGGUAGCAUAUUUGCAAUUGGAGGAUAUCGUAAUCAAGCUGGAGGGAAUGCUACCUCGGAGUGGUUGCGACCGACACAGUUCUCGGCGGACGGUCUUCAUCGUCAGGCAGAACGUGAGAGGUUUUAAUUAUCUAUGUUACUUGCUUGCCAUUGAAUGAAUUCUGGGGAAUGGGAUUUCCCGAAGGAUUAUAUUGUUUUAAUAUUAAUUUCAAUCACUUGAUAGCACAUGAAUCCAUAUCGUUACAAAUAUUAAAACUAUAAUAUGUAAAAGUAGACGACCAGACUAUUGUAUGUAUUUUGUUGAAAACUAUAAAAAAACUUUUCCAUCGCCAGCAAUCGACUAGGUGAUGAGUUUAGCCGAUAGAUAAGUUGCUCGUUUCCACCGGUUGUUCAUGACGGAUGUAUGUAGUUUGCUUUCGUUUACCCGUAUGUCUGUUGUAUCCUUUCUGUGCCAUACUAACGGGGGAAAACGAUGGAACAUUGCCACAAGCAAACCGAACCCGAGAUAGCAUAUUUUGAUUUCGAAAUGAAUUUAUUUGCGGAAGCAAUAUACAGUACAAAAAUUGAUAUUCUUACUCUUCUCCACUCGACCGGUGAAGGCGGCAACGUGCACCGGACAGUAAUUAUAGAUCUGGGUAGUAGAUGUAUGAAAUGGCAUGUUCAAAUGACCGGAUAUUUGUAGGAAAGUGAUUUUAUAUCAGUAGCACAGCAGUCAGUAUUUAUUAGUCUUAGCAUAGGCACACCAACUUUUGGUAUCAUUUUUUUUUGCAAGGGGAAAUUGGUUUCAUGAUGAAAGAAAAGCAAUAAUACCCAAUUGAAUAUAA
This is a messenger RNA of Topomyia yanbarensis, 3669 nucleotides long. Its product is annotated as sodium-coupled monocarboxylate transporter 1. NCBI's taxonomy places the organism in Eukaryota, Metazoa, Arthropoda, Insecta, Diptera, Culicidae. The record is from RefSeq and is a predicted model, not a curated record. Gene Ontology annotation, molecular function: symporter activity. The transcript is spliced from 12 exons. Gene Ontology annotation, cellular component: membrane. Gene Ontology annotation, biological process: sodium ion transport; transmembrane transport. Bases 684 to 2972 code for a protein of 762 amino acids.